UGGUUGAAUCGGCAUGGGGUUUGGGUGGAGGGUGCUUGGGCUGGCAACGUUGUUCGUGCGUGCGGCUUCUGCGGUCCCGGUCGCCGAAACCAACAUCUCUAUCAACAACAGUUUUGCGGUAGAGAGGUAUGCUUUUCACUUGUUUCAUCAGGUGAGGUUCUGUUGCGGUUUGGGCGACCAUUUGCCCAGUUGCAUUGCCCAGCUGCUCUCUGGCCGUAUUGUGAGAGUGUCUUGAUGGAAGAGAUUGCGGUUGCCGGUUCCUCAACAACUUGA
This is a messenger RNA of Gongylonema pulchrum, 273 nucleotides long. The record is from the annotation of a GenBank genome assembly. Lineage: Eukaryota; Metazoa; Nematoda; Chromadorea; Rhabditida; Gongylonematidae.